Messenger RNA from Arabidopsis thaliana (thale cress), 2142 nucleotides. RefSeq names its product electron carrier/ protein disulfide oxidoreductase. Lineage: Eukaryota; Viridiplantae; Streptophyta; Magnoliopsida; Brassicales; Brassicaceae. The record is from RefSeq and is marked reviewed. Bases 1 to 2076 code for a protein of 691 amino acids. The transcript is spliced from 6 exons. Gene Ontology annotation, biological process: intracellular signal transduction.
AUGGAGAGUUCUCCUAAACAACAAAAUACGGAAGAGGAGAGAAAAUCUGCUGAGAUCAUCGCUAAGGAAGUUUCUCCUAAACAACAAAAUGUGGAAGAGGAGAGGAAAUCUGCUGAGAUCAUAGCUAAAGAAGUGUCUCCUAAACACAAUGUGGAGAAGAAAGAAGAAGAGUUUACUCGUAAACCGGUUGUCGAAAUCGAGGAGGAAGAGGAGGAGAUGGAGUCUAUAGAUAUUCAUGAAGAAGAAGAAGGAGAUAAUAACGUUUCCCUUGAUGAGAUAAUGUCUGUAGAUAGUAGUGAUGAUGAUGAUGAUAGUGAGAGUUCCGCUGAAAUAACGAAAGCUUGUGAAGAAACUGUUGUUGAUGAACGAAGCGGAAUAUCACAAGAAUCUAAUUCAUCAACUUCUUCUGCAUGGACAGAGAAAGCAGCGGCGAUCAAGAACUUUGUUAGAGCGAAGAGCGAAGUUGCGGUACAUACAAUGAUUCGUCGGCUUUCUGGUAAACUAAGUAUUGACAAUGCAGCUCAUGGGACUAAAGAUGAUGAGGUGGAAUCUCCUAAAACAGAAGGAAAGUCUUUGUGGAAUCCUUUAAGCUAUUUGAAGAUGAUGCAAAACGACGAAGAUUUGGUUUAUAGAGAAGAGGAGACAGUGUUUGAGCCUGUAGUGAUGAAAGGUAGGAUUAUAUUGUAUACAAGACUAGGAUGUGAGGAAUGCAGAGGAUGUAGAUUGUUUUUGCAUGAAAAGAGGCUAAGAUAUGUCGAGAUUAACAUCGAUAUUUACCCGACAAGAAAGGUGGAGCUAGAAAAGAUUAGUGGAGGAGAUGUUGUUCCUAUGGUAUUCUUUAAUGAAAAGUUAGUUGGGAGUUAUAAGGAGCUUAAGGUAUUGGAGGAAUCAGGAGAGCUUGAGGAGAAGAUCAAACAUUUGAUAGAAGAAACACCGCCUCGGGAAGCUCCUUUACCGCCUUUUUCAGGGGAAGAUGAUGCAUCGAGUAAAGGACCUGUUGAUGAGCUAGCUUUAAUAGUGUUGAAGAUGAAGCCUUGUGUAGUUAAGGAUCGGUUUUAUAAGAUGCGUAGGUUUAAAAACUGUUUCUUAGGUUCUGAAGCUGUUGAUUUCUUAUCUGCGGAUCAACGACUAGAAAGAGAUGGGGCAGUUGAAGUUGCUCGAAAGCUUGCAAGCCAUCUCUUCUUUCAACAUGUCCUAGAGGAGAAUUUGUUUGAGGAUGGGAAUCACUUGUAUCGGUUUCUAGACGAUGACCCUAUAGUGUCAUCUCAAUGUCACAACAUACCUAGAGGAAUAAUCGAUUUGAAGCCAAGGCCGAUUGUGGAAAUCGCAUCGAGACUCAGACUUGUGUACCGAGCGAUUCUUGAAGCUUACACUUCACCGGAUGGAAAACAUGUGGACUAUAGAAGCAUCCAUGGGAGUGAAGAGUUUGCAAGGUACUUGCGAAUAAUCCAGGAGCUUCAUAGAGUAGAGCUUGAAGAUAUGCAAAGAGAGGAAAAGCUAGCGUUCUUCAUAAACCUUUAUAACAUGAUGGCUAUACAUUCAAUACUAGUAUGGGGACAUCCAGCAGGAACUUUUGAUCGAACCAAGAUGUUUAUGGACUUCAAGUAUGUGAUUGGUGGCUACACUUACUCGCUUUCGGCUAUACAAAAUGGAAUUCUAAGGGGUAACCAGCGACCGAUGUUUAAUCCUAUGAAACCAUUUGGUGUAAAGGAUAAACGUUCCAAGGUUGCUCUGCCUUAUGCAGAGCCUUUGACUCAUUUUACUCUGGUUUGUGGAACUCGGUCUGGACCACCUCUUCGAUGCUUCACGCCUGGAGAGAUCGAUAAAGAACUAAUGGAGGCAGCUCGCGAUUUCUUAAGAUGUGGUGGACUUAGAGUUGAUCUCAAUGCCAAAGUUGCAGAGAUCAGCAAAAUCUUUGAUUGGUAUGGGGUAGAUUUUGGAAAUGGAAAAGAGGAGAUACUUAAGCAUGCAUCAACGUUUUUGGAGCCACAACUUUCAGAAGCUUUGCUUGAUUGUUUAGUUGAUACUCAGUUUGAAGUGAAGUACCAACCAUAUGAUUGGGGACUAAACAACUAAAUGACUCAUAUGUCCGUUUUUUUGUUUAGCUAUAUAUCAUUACAACAACAUAAAUCUAUAACUUUG